AUGUGUCGCCUGAGGUGGAUGCGUUACAUAGAUGACUUGAAUGUAUUAAUCCCCCUACUACUCCGUCUAUCUGAUACAGAUCAUUCAACGACUGGGAUUCUCCACUGUCAAGACCCAUUUGUGGACAAUUACUCAAACCUAACCGGUGCAGUGGUAUUGCCACACAUCACCAAAUCAUCCGACUAUAUCUGCGAACGAGUAUUCCAUAUUGUAUUCGUGUUAACGGUCUCGACGGCGGCUAUAAUCAUAUCGAGGGCGAUCGACAUACUAGGCAAUAAGGUAGUCGCAUACUUAGCCUGUUUCCUGGUGGCAGCAGGCGCUUAUAUCCACUCCUAG
This is a messenger RNA of Penicillium cinerascens, 336 nucleotides long. RefSeq lists its product as uncharacterized. Lineage: Eukaryota; Fungi; Ascomycota; Eurotiomycetes; Eurotiales; Aspergillaceae. The coding region runs from base 1 to 336 and encodes 111 amino acids. The transcript has 3 exons. The record is from RefSeq and is a predicted model, not a curated record.